This is a messenger RNA of Plasmopara halstedii, 267 nucleotides long. RefSeq lists its product as uncharacterized. The record is from RefSeq and is a predicted model, not a curated record. The transcript has 2 exons. Bases 1 to 267 code for a protein of 88 amino acids. NCBI's taxonomy places the organism in Eukaryota, Oomycota, Peronosporomycetes, Peronosporales, Peronosporaceae.
AUGGAAAUGGUGGACAAGCAACAACAGCUGCUUAAGGCCAUGACCAAGCGCGAGGUCAAGGUGGAGGGAAUGCGCUUGCCACAAUUCUUUGGCAAGAUGGGAAAAUCUGUGGAUUUGUACUUCGAGCAAUUGGCUCAGUACUUUAAAGCAAAAAAUAUUGACUGGAAAAGUGACGCCCAAAAUUCUCGAAUUUUAGCAAUUACUCCUGCGAAUUUCAAAGGAAAUGCUGCCGCUUGGAUGUUUCCAGAAUCGGGUGUUCGUUCAUGA